Tympanuchus pallidicinctus (lesser prairie-chicken) is the source of this 1802-nucleotide messenger RNA. Its product is annotated as acyl-coenzyme A amino acid N-acyltransferase 2-like. Bases 518 to 1771 code for a protein of 417 amino acids. Gene Ontology annotation, molecular function: fatty acyl-CoA hydrolase activity. The record is from RefSeq and is a predicted model, not a curated record. Gene Ontology annotation, cellular component: peroxisome. Gene Ontology annotation, biological process: acyl-CoA metabolic process; fatty acid metabolic process. NCBI's taxonomy places the organism in Eukaryota, Metazoa, Chordata, Aves, Galliformes, Phasianidae. The transcript is spliced from 4 exons.
GGUGGGAGCACCUUCACUGUGUUGCAGAGCAAGUGAGCACACUGCAGCCUCCUGCCUGCUCUUUUAGGCUGGGAGACAGUAGGGAGGUGGGAAGAAUGGAGUUGAGCUGAAAGCCCAUGUGCACCUCUUCACAGUUGUGGAUAGAUUUCUUGCCUUACGAGCGCCUAUUUCUGCGUUUUUCCUGCUGGUUGUGUUUCCCUGUGCUGCACGGAACGAGCAGUUGCUGGAGGGAGCCAUCCCACGCACCCUGGGCAGAGGGAAGCAUGGGCAGUUAACUGGAUGCAACAUUUGUGGGUUCUCCACUGGGGCAGGCGGAGCUCCCCGCUGCUGCAUCCCCACCCCUAGUAGGGGAAAGGCUGAGGAGCCUGCCAUGGGGCGGGGCAGAACUGUGGGUCAUCAGCCUCGCGGCUGCGUUCUUGUUGCUUCCUGGGUUAAUGAUUGCUGGGGUGGCGAGGUGCUGCCAGUCUCCAGCACGCAGUAAUUGACCUCACCUUCGCCUGCUCUGCGGGGGUGCACCAUGGUGGAGGUGAUGGUGACGCCGAGCUCCUCGCUGGCUGACCAGAUGGUGCAGGUGGUGGUUUCUGGACUGGCUCCCUCGCAGUUGGUGACUCUGCGUUCCUGGCUGAUGGAUGAGCAUGGCGAGCGCUUCCAAGCACGUGCCUUCUACCGCUCCGAUGAGGAGGGCGUGGUGGAUGUGGGGCGGCACGCUGCCCUGGGGGGCAACUACAGCGGCAUCUGGCCCAUGGGACUCUUCUGGUUCCUGAAGCCUGACAGCCUCUUCAAGCGCCUGGUGAAGCGCGAUGUGAUGGGCAGCCCCUUCCUCAUCCACCUGGAGGUGUUUGAUGGCCUCCGCUUGCUGUCGGUGCAGCAGGAUGAGCCUCUGGCCACCUGCACCGCCGAGCGGUGGUACGUGGGCCCUGGUGUGCAGCGGGUGCCCAUCCACGAAGGGAGGGUGCGGGGGGCCCUGCUGCUGCCACCAGGCCCAGGGCCCUUUCCAGCAGUGAUCGACUUGUUUGGGGGUGCGGGUGGUCUCAUUGAGUUCCGGGCUGGGCUGCUGGCCAGCCGGGGCUUUGCAGUGCUGGCCUUGGCUUUCUUCGCCUACGAGGACCUCCCCAAAGGCCUAACCCAGCUCGACCUGGACUAUUUCGAGGAGGCUGCCGAGCUGCUCCUGCAGCACCCGAAGGUGCGAGGCCCAGGGCUGGGUGUCAUUGGUGUGUCCAAAGGGGCUGAGGUGGCUCUGGCCAUGGCCGCCUUCCUCCCGCAAGUGGUGGCCACAGUGUGGAUCAACGGCACGACCUUUCUGUAUGGCAACCCCCUGCACUACAAGGGCCUCCGCAUCCCUUCCAUCCCGUACCAGACCGAGCGCAUCCUCUUCACCGAGCUGGGUGCCAUGGACAACUCGGCCAUCUUCACCGACCCGCGCAGCCCAGCCUGCAGCUCCUCGGCCAUCCCGGUGGAGAAGAUCCAAGGCAAGGUCCUCUUUGUGGUGGGUGAGGCCGAUCGCAGCUUCAACAGCAAACUCUUCGCCCAGCUGGCUGCGGAACGCCUGCCGCAGGACGCCUACCGCCUGCUGUCCUACCCUGGGGCUGGCCACCUCAUCGAGCCUCCCGGCUCACCCCUCUGCAGCAUCUCCAGCCUGCGUGGCAACCCUCUGCCUGUGGUGUGGGGCGGAGAGCCCCAGCCCCAUGCCAGGGCUCAGCAGCACUCGUGGCAGGAGAUUGUGCAGUUCUUGGAGCUGCACUUGAGUCCUGCUCCUGCUAUCAAGUUGUGAGCUGCUCAAUAAAGGCAAUGGUUGCACCGGG